AUGGCCUCAGAAGAAGAAGAAGAGGAAACAAGCCGAGAAUCACCAUCAAGCCUCAACGAAGCCAUGCUUGAACAGAUCAAGAAGAUGAUGAUUGAGGAGUUUGAUCGGAGAGAAAAGAUUAAAGAAGGAAAGCGGAAGCAACCUAAGGAUCCGGUCACAUCUAAGAAGAAGCCGAUUGAGGAUCUUAGUGGUUACAUGAUGAUUCCGCCAUUCCAUGGGAACAAUGAUCCGGAUGUAUAUCUGGAUUGGGAGAGGAAGUGCGAGAUUACCUUCAACCGACAUAACAUAGCUGACAUCAACCGAGUCAAAUUAGCAGCUAUGGAGUUCAAGUAUUAUGCUCUAAGUUGGUGGAAACAGGUUGAGACGGCACGAGCUUAUAGUGGAGCUUAUGAGAUCUCUACUUGGGGAGAAAUGAAAAGGGUUAUGAGGCAGCGGUUCGUUCCCAAUCAUUAUCAGCGUGAACCUCAUUCCAAGCUAAGGAAGCACAUCAGGGAAAUCAUUCAGUUGAGGAGUACUAUAGUAGCCAUGGGAAACGAAACCCAAGCAGCCUGA
Microthlaspi erraticum is the source of this 552-nucleotide messenger RNA. NCBI's taxonomy places the organism in Eukaryota, Viridiplantae, Streptophyta, Magnoliopsida, Brassicales, Brassicaceae. The record is from the annotation of a GenBank genome assembly.